Oryzias latipes (Japanese medaka) is the source of this 2818-nucleotide messenger RNA. RefSeq names its product gamma-glutamyl carboxylase (gene ggcx). Lineage: Eukaryota; Metazoa; Chordata; Actinopteri; Beloniformes; Adrianichthyidae. Gene Ontology annotation, biological process: peptidyl-glutamic acid carboxylation. The record is from RefSeq and is a predicted model, not a curated record. Gene Ontology annotation, molecular function: gamma-glutamyl carboxylase activity; vitamin binding.
CACAACAUUCCUUUCUGUCCCGAAACGCCUCCUCCUCCCCCCCGCCAAACUAACCUGUAUGGGGGACUGUGUGGAGCUGACACGUAAACUCUGUCCGUAUCUCGGGCCACGCAGGAUACUACCAAUUGGGGCAGAAAACAGCCCCUGACCCGAACAAAAGGUUAGCUUGUUAGAAGAAGUAUGGAGGCAAGAGACGCUACGGCAGGUGCUUUUGUUAGCAGAAGUGGAAAAGAGCAAACCGCAAAGAAGGAAGAUGCAGCUCCCAGAGCAAAAUCACCCCCGACUCAGAGCAGGAUGGAGCAGAUGUUUGGGUUCAAGGCAGAAGACCUGAGUUCCUGGCAGAACCUGGUGGUCCUCCUGAACAGACCCACUGACCCUGCAUCUCUGGGCAUCUUCCGCUUUUUAUUUGGUAUGCUGAUGGCCAUCGAUGUAACACAGGAAAGAGGUCUGAGUCACCUGGACUACAAAUAUUUGGACGGGGCACCUGUGUGCCGCUUUCCUCUUUUCGACUUCUUGCAGCCACUUCCACUAGACUGGAUGUAUUUGUUGUAUCUAGUCAUGUUCCUCGGGGCGCUGGGGAUCAUGCUUGGUUGUUUCUACCGCCUUUCCUGCCUCAUGUUUAUCUCCACCUACUGGUACGUCUUCUUUUUGGACAAAACGGCCUGGAACAAUCACUCAUACCUCUAUGGUCUCAUCGGAUUCCAGCUCACACUCAUGGACGGCAACCGAUACUGGUCAGUGGACGGGCUGCGAAGGCCGUCCAUAAGAAACGCUCACGUGCCUCUUUGGAACUACACCCUUCUAAGGACACAGAUAUUUAUCGUGUAUUUCAUCGCUGGAAUCAAAAAGCUGGAUGCCGACUGGGUGGAGGGAUACUCCAUGUCAUACCUAGCACACCACAGGCUCUUUGAUCCUUUCAAAGUGAUUCUUCCUGUGGAGUUAGUCAGUCUGUUGGUCGUCCAUGGAGGCGGUCUUGUUCUAGAUCUGACUGCUGGAUAUCUACUCUUUUUUGACGCAACACGGCCUUAUGCUAUUUUCUUCGUCUCAUACUUCCAUUGUAUGAACUCUCAGCUCUUCAGCAUCGGAAUGUUCUCCUACACCAUGCUGGCCACCAGUCCUCUCUUCUGCUACCCCGACUGGCCAAGAAGAUUCUUCGCUCGUUUCCCGUCGUUUCUCAGUUCCGUCCUGCCCCUGACCUCAGCAGAGUCUCAGCCCAGCUCCUCGUGUGUUUACAAGGAAGUUCUCAGUGCUGAAGGGCAGGAGACCCCAACUGCCCCAAAAGCCUCCAAACUGAGAUUUAAGCACAAGCUGGCAGCCAUUUUCACUAUUGUCUACAUAGCUGAACAGUUUUUCCUGCCUUAUUCCCACUUCAUCACACAGGGUUACAACAACUGGACUAACGGCUUGUAUGGAUACUCAUGGGACAUGAUGGUUCACUCCCGCACCCAUCAGCAUGUAAAGAUCACCUACAGAGAUGGAAAAACCGGUGAAAUUGGAUAUCUGAACCCAGGGGUUUUCACUCAGAGUCGACGUUGGAAAGAUCACGGCGACAUGCUGAAGCAGUACGCCACAUGUCUGAAUCAGUUAUUGCCACGCUACAACAUCUCUGAUCCAGAAAUCUAUUUCGACAUCUGGGUGUCGAUCAACGAGCGAUUUCAGCAAAGGAUCUUUGAUCCUCGCGUGGACAUUGUGACGGCUGAUUGGUCACCUUUCCAGCCAAACCCGUGGCUCAUGCCUCUGUUGGUGGACCUCUCACCCUGGAGGACCAAAUUCCAGGAGAUCGAGAGCAGUUUGGACAACCAAACAGAGAUCGUUUUCAUCGCGGAUUUCCCAGGUCUCCACCUGGAGAACUUUGUGAGUGAAGACCUAGGCAACACCAGCAUCCACAUGCUACAAGGGAAAGUGAAUGUGGAGAUUGUGGAGGAGAAGAAGAACUACACCCUCCAGCCUAAUGAGCAGAUAAAUGUUCCUGCUGGAGCUUACCAUAAGGUCUACACGGUGUCUGAGGAGCCGUCCUGUUACAUGUACGUCUACGUCAACACCACUGAGGCAGCGCUGCAGGACAAUUUCACCAAGCUGUUUGAGCUCCAAGAGCGCAUACGCAAUGGAACAGAAACGGAGCCUCUUCCUCCUGAGCUGCAGCCUCUUAUGGCAACGGACUCCGAAGGCGCAGAGGUCAACGCCACUGACCCGAUUGUGCAGCUUUUCCUGAAGAGGCAGCGCCGCUUGAAGGAGGUGAAAAAGCGCAGAGAGGCUGGCCUGCUCGAGCGGAUGGAACGCUUUACUGUUAAAAAGUACUACACGAUUCGAAGAGGAUUCCUUAUGACGGCCAUCGCCGUGCGUAACCUCGCCUUUGGCCUGCCUCCUCUGGACCAGCUGAGAGAAGAAGUUGCCUUUGCAAACAUGAAAGGACCACAAGAAGAAGCCAAUCAAAAUGAUCCACUCAAGGAUGAAGUUGGUCAUGCAGAGCUUUGAAGUUGUAGUGUCAGCUAAGCCAUGAAUAAUGGUGAACGGACAGCAGGUGGCAAGUCACACAACCAGUCUGUGUGUUAAUGUUGGGCUGAUACUUCAGAGGGACAAAGGAUUUCAUGUUUGCUAAUCCACAAAAAGACUUUAUGCAUCACUUAUGAAUCAGAAAAUCCUGCAGAAGACUGUUACAGCACCUAUAAAACCCCAAUCCUGCCGUCUCUGGACAUGAGGAUCCAUUAGAGGAAAGAUGAGAACGUGGUAGGAUGCAGAGAUGGUUUUUCAUAACGUGGAACGACUCAAAAGAAUUUUGCACCACACAGAUUUAAUAAAGGCAAUUGUUUAGUAAAAA